This is a messenger RNA of Nothobranchius furzeri (turquoise killifish), 3724 nucleotides long. RefSeq names its product shootin 1 (gene shtn1). Gene Ontology annotation, cellular component: axonal growth cone; cell leading edge; cytoplasm. Lineage: Eukaryota; Metazoa; Chordata; Actinopteri; Cyprinodontiformes; Nothobranchiidae. Gene Ontology annotation, biological process: neuron projection morphogenesis; positive regulation of neuron migration. Gene Ontology annotation, molecular function: actin binding. The record is from RefSeq and is a predicted model, not a curated record.
UCCACUCGUUCCAUAAUGUCCAGCUGUGUCUCGUGUCUUUUACGGCCGAGGGGGGUGAGCCCUGCCUUAUCAGGAGCGCGAGCCCGUGCACCUGAACCAGGUGCGUCCGAGAGGACCUCACUUCCGGUGAACUUUGACUCAAGACUCGUCAUGGCUGCAGAAGAGUUGGAGAAACUUCAGGUGGUUUCGGACCUGACGAACCGAGCGUUGCAGGAAUAUGAGGAUCUGCAGAAGAAGAAGGAGACGGCGAUCUCCACGUGCCGGAGGCUGGAGGAGGAGAGAGACGAGGCUGUAAAGAAGCUGAAUGAAUUCCAGCAGGUGUCUCAGAUGGUCAUCGAGGAGGUUGGCGUGAUUCAGGAGAACCUGGAGAUCGAGAGGAUAUGCAGAGAAAGUGCGGAAGCUCUGGCCUCCAAGCUGAAGCGUCAGAACCGCUCUCUGAAGAGGAAGAGCAUGAUGAUGAUGUCCCACCUCAGCCCAGAGACCAUCACACAGAUCAGCCUGGCAGAUGAUGAAGAGGAGGCUGAAGACUUCCAGUCUUCCAGAGCUUGUGUUUCCUCCCUCUGCAACACCUUGAUCUCAGAGCUACAAAACAAGUUGGAAAAGACCGAAAAGGAGAAAAAUGAACUAAUCUGUGAGUUUGAGUCGGUAAAACAAGAACUGAAGGAAACCAAGGAGGAACUGAUGAAAGAAAAACACGACAACACAGUUUUAAUCUCUGAGAAAGUCCAACAAAAGAAGCUCCUGGAGAAAUACACCAGAGUCUCUCAGUUUGCUGUGGAGGAGUACGAAGCUUUGCAGGACACCUUACACCUGGAGAAGAACCUGAGGACGGAGGCAGAAACGUUUGCCAGAAACAUGCUGGUGGAGCAGAAGAAGCUGAAGAGGCAGAGUGAUAUCCUGAUGCAGAGCAGCUCGUCCAGUCUGGCUCUACAGGAAGCUCUGAGUCAGGUGGUCAGUCUGACCAACGACCUGGAGGUUGAGAGGCUGCAGCACCAGAACCAGAGGAGGCAGAUGGAAGAAAAACUACAGAGCUGCGAAGCUCAGAGGGAGCUAACCACACUAAGGCGUAAGCUGGAGCUUCUGGAGGAGGAGAGGACAGAGAGCACCAUCAGAUGUUUCAAAGCUGAACAGGAAGUCAGAGAUCUGCAUUUUACAGUGGAAGAACUCCAGAAGAAGCUGCAGACUGUUGCUAACCCACCUCCUGCUCCUGCACCUCCGCCACCACCUCCACCUCCCCCACCUCCUCCACCUUCAUCCUCCAACCCUCUCAGCGCGCUGCUGUCGCUCAUCAGGAAGAAAAAGGACGUCAGCGACGACGUCCAGCUGCUGGAAACGGACUCGACCAAACCUCCAGAGGUGGACAUCCGGCAGCUGGCUGUGGAUGAAAUGAUGCAAAGGAUAAAGAAAGGAGUUCAACUUCGACCCGUCGGCCAAUCGCCAACCAGAAGCAGGAGGAAGAUGGAGAGGCUGCCCUCUAAUUCCGCCUUUCAAGAACUUAAAGGCAUCAUGGUAAUGGGACUCACGAACGAACCCUGCUUCACUUCUCCAACUUUCUCUGUUUCCUGUCAGAAACAUUUAUUUCUGCUGGAAAAAGGAGAACUUCAACAGAAGCCGCCCUCAGCCUAAGCAGGUGUCUCUGUCCCGCGGUGGUGGUGAUGAUGAUGAUGAGCUACAGAAGAUCCUGCUAAGACGGAGAGAUGCCCUCCAGUCCCAACACAAACCCUGAUCAGCUGAUGGUUCCUCUGGAGAAAGGGCACCGAGCCCAGCCGAUAGUUGGUGUCCUGGUGCUGGUUUUGCUCCUCUGCACCACCGUGCUGCUUCCACACUGGAUCACAGAGACAGAAGAUCAAAUCUGGAAUCUUUCCGUUCAAAUGUGUUGAUUUGAUUCCUCUGAUGGGUAAAUUAGUCUGAAAGUGCUUUCCUUGUUAGAAAAAUGGAAAAAUCAGAACAGCUUUUCUGUGUGUGUGUGUGUGUGUGUGUGUGUGUGUGUGUGUGUGUGUGUGUGUGUGUGUGUGUGUGUGUGUGUGUGUGUGUGUGUGUGUGUGUGUGUGUGUGUGUGUGUGUGUGUGUGUGUGUGUGUGUGUGUGUGUGUGUGGUGUUACCGAGCACACACCACCUUUCAAGGCUCAUCCAGCUAUUUUUACAAGAGCCCAAUGAUUCGUUUGCUCUGUGAUAAACAGGGUCGUGAGUUUGAAACCUUGAGCUUUGCCCAAAUCAAAAUGAGUCUGAAUGUUUCUGUUCAGACCAGAGCCGGCCUUGUGGCUCCCAAAAGGCCAAUCACAGGCCGGGGUUUUCACGGCUGCUCUGAGUCACUGGCCGCUCUUUCAGAGAUGGGUUCUGCUCUGCUGAGUUCUUGUUAGGUUCUGCUUCCUGUUAAGUAAACACUUGUGGGACAACUUAGGGAGGAGAUGGAUACCAAAUACACCGCCUGGCCAAAAAAAGGCUCCACCUGGAUUUAACUACACAAACAGCUAAGAGUCUCCUACUGCAACAACUUAUUUAACCCAACUGGUGCCAUAAGCUGCUUCUCAUUUCCCAAACAGCCGUGUGGAAAGACACAUCUGGUGGUGGAAAAGAUGUUAGUGUGUGUGAUAAGGGUCCGAUCAUUGGCAUCAAGCAGAGAAAACAUCAAAGGAGGUGCAGAAACUGGGUUCAGAACUGUCCAACGCAUUAUUAAAACUGGUCUGAUGAGUCCAGAUGGACCCUGGUCCAGAGUGAUGGUGCAUCAGGGUCAGAAGAGAGGCAGAUGAAGUGAUGCACCCAUCAUGCCUAGUGCCUAUUGUACAAGCCUGUGGGGGCAGUGCUAUGAUCUGGGCUUGCUGCUGGUGGUUAGGUCUAGGUUCAGCAACAGGAUGUGCUCCAAGAAUGAGGUCAGCCGACUACCUGAAUAUCCUGUAUGACCAGGUUAUUCCAUCUUCCUGGAUCUUCAGUGCUUUGGUCAGCUGACAUGCUGUUUUUAAAUGCGCUAUAUAAAUAAAUUGGAUUGGAUCUUCCCUGAUGGCACGGCCAUAUUCCAAGUUGACAAUGCCAGGAUUCAUCGGGCUCAGAUGGUGAGAGACUGGUUCAGGGAGCAUGAGACAUCAUUUUCACACGUGGAUGGGCCACCACAGAGUCCAGACCUUAACCUCACUGAGAAUCUUUGGGAUGUUGGAGAAGGCUUUGUGUAGUGAAUGCAUGCUGUCAUCAGAGCUAAAGGUGGUCCAAUGAGUUUGAACCUUUGUUAGUGGAGACUUUUUUUGGCCAGUGUAAAUAAAGCUGUUGCAGUUUGUAAUUUAGUCCCACUUCUCUCGAACGUCUUAAAUUCAGUUUGAUUUCAACAGAUAAUUUGCAUCUUUUAAAUUUCCUCUUGUGUCUCCAGCAGUAGAAGGCCAGGGAUCCUGUUUUUAGAUUGUUUCCACUCCUGCUCGGUUACUCUGGUCUGAGUCAGUCCCUCCUGAAUUAUCAACUAUCUGAACUCUUGAGUGUUUUCCAGACUCACAGCUGAUAAAUCUGGUUACCGGCCCAAACACCAGCUUGUUGAUGUUUGCCCAUAUCUCUAAUUCAAUCAGACUCAUUUAGGUUUGAUCUGAUGUAAGAUCCACUGAUCAAUAUAAAAAAAUCAAAGUGAUUUCCCAGAGGAGAGAUGCUGAUAGCUUCUUCCUUUAACAUGUUUGAUGAUGAGCAGGACCAGCUGGAAAACUAAAUGUCAGCGGAACGUCCCAAUAAAGCAAUUUUCAAAAUAAAA